AUGCUCCACGUCUGGAAAGCAUCUGGGGAUGAGGUGACCGCCAUGCCGGUUGGACAGGUGCGCAGCGUCCGGGAGCUGAAGCAAGAGCUAGAGGGGCCAUGUGGGCUGCCUCGGUUCCGGCAGCGCAUCCUGCGAAGUGGCGUAAGCUUGGAUGAUGAGGCUCCUCUCGAUUCACCCGCAGACCUUCAGCUGGUACUCUUGCAAUUUGCCAGCGCGUCGCACGCAGAAAAAGCUGCACUUAGUGAGGCCAUCUACCAGGGAGAUAUCUUGGAAGUGGAGAGGAUCUUGAAUCAGCCACAGGAUCCCAAUCUGUUGGAUCCCUGGCGGGGUGCUGCACCUCUUCAUGUCGCAGCGCGACACAACCGGGCGGAGGUUGCCAGCUUGCUUCUGGAGGCCAAGGCGGACGUCAACCUGCAGACGGUAUACAAUGCUUGGUGCACACCACUUGGGACGGCAUCUGCAGCUGGAUGUGUUGACAUGGUACGCCUUCUGCUUGAAGCUAGUGCUGAGAUGGACAGCAGAGACUUUUGCUCUCGGACGCCGCUGAUGUCUGCGGCUUUCUGCGGCCAGGCGCAGGUCGUUCAGCUGCUGCUCCAUGCCGGCGCCAAUAAAGAGGCGCGCGACGACAAUGGAGCAACGCCCCUUCUUGUGGCAUCUCAGUGUGGCCAUGCGAAGCAAUGCCCAGUUUUAUGA
Molecule: messenger RNA, 693 nt
Organism: Symbiodinium pilosum
Lineage: Eukaryota; Dinophyceae; Suessiales; Symbiodiniaceae
Source: the annotation of a GenBank genome assembly